AUGUUAAAUGUUUUAAUCAAAACAAAUUUCUUCGACAAUUUCUGGCUAUUAACAGCAUUCUACGGAAACCCUUAUAAACCUAGGAAACUAGAAUCUUGGGAAUUCCUAGAAGAUAUAUCGUCUAGAAUAGUUCACUCUGGUAUUCCAUGGGUUGUAAUAGGUGAUUACAACCAAGUGUUCAGUCCUUCUGAAAAAUUGGGGGGCUUACCCUUCAAUAGUAUGGAAGCGGAGCCUUUCAAAAGGCUUUUUCAAAGGGCCGGACUCUCAGACAUAGGCUUUCAAGGGAACUUUUACACAUGGAAUAAUUAUAGAGAGGCCAAUAAAAACAUUCAGGAAAGGCUAGACAAAGCCUAUACAAAUGAUGAAUGGAAUUCGCAUUUCCCUGACUCUUCUUUAACUCAUCUCCCGUCUUUCGGGUCUGAUCAUAUACCAAUUAGGUUAGACCUCUUCCCUUUCUCGGCUCUCAGUCAAAACUACCCUUUUAAAUUCUUUGAUACUUGGCUUAAAGAAAACUCUUGUAUGCAGUUAAUAUCACAAACUUGGAAUCCUUCUUUACUGAAUGUGACUGACGUAGUGCUUAAUAACCUAAAAAUCUUAGGUGAAAACCUUACGUCUUGGCGGAAGAAUGUUUUCGGAGUCCCUGAAAAGAAGAUUAAAAAACUCCUACAAAGCAUUGAUUCAAUUCAGUCGUCUAGUAGAGUUCAUAAUAAACAGAAACAUCUGAAUCAGAAACUCUUAGAUCUAGAAAAUCUAUAUGAUACUCAAGAGGAAAUCGCCAAACAAUUGUCAAGAGAGAACUUUGUUAAUAUUGGAGAAAUAAAUACAAAGUAUUUUCAUUUGAAAACUUUAAAAAGAAGAAAACGGAAUCAGAUAGAUUGUCUUUUAAAUCAAAACGGGGAAAUUUUGAAACAAAAACCUCAAAUUGCCAAGGAAUUAAAAAUGCAUUUUGAAAACCUUUUUACUGUCUCCCCUACAGUGCCUGACCAAGAAUUAAUGAAUCUCAUUCCUAAAGUCAUUUAUGACCAGGAUAAUGCGGAUUUAUUAAGAAUCCCAACUUCAGAUGAAGUUUGGAUGGUAGUAAAAUCCAUGAAAUCUAAUAAAUCUUCAGGACCAGAUGUUUUCCCGUUGAAUGUAUCGCAAAGAAUAAAAAUUUUCUUAUGGAAGUGUAUUCAUAAUGCCUUGCCUGUUAGGAAAAAAUUGAGUGAACAUAUGGAUGAUAUAGAUAUAAAAUGCAUUUUCUGUGAUCAUGAAUGUGAAUCUUUAAAGCACUUGUUUUUUGAAUGCCCUUAUGCUAAAUCUGUGGCUUUGCUGCCUCCUGUUGUGGGUAUAAAUCAUAGUAGUAAUUUAGAUUACUCUUUUGCACAAAUGUAUUCUAACUGGAUAGCAGGUAAGGUUGUGCCAAAAUCUGUUAGGAAGUUGUAUAGGUCUGGUUUCACAGCAUUACAUAGCCUGGUUGCCAGAAUGAAGGAGAGUAAAUAUACUUUGAGUGAAGCUACAUUGGAAAAGAUAGCCGAAUCUUCUUAUGGACAGAUGUUUUUGAUGUUCUGGCACACUAAGUACUCAGAAAGUCAUUGGGAAAAGUUGGAAGGUGCAGUGAAAAAGUACUUGAAGUGUUACAAAAGGGGUCGAGUCAAGAAUGAGCUCACAUUUGAGUUUGUUAGAAGAGGUGAAACACACAUUAUCACGUCGACACCAGAAAAAAUGGGUGUAAUGUUUGGAACGCCAAGAAUGGCAGGAAGAAGAACUGAUGACACCUUUUUGAUGGGAGGUGGUGGAUGGAGGCAGAAACCAUUCUACAUUAGACACUUUGGUGAUAGCAACACGGUUACAAGACCAAUGCUACAAGAUGCCAUCUUGAAACUGCUUAAGCGUACUGGAAUCAAGAAUUCUGAAUCUGAAGGUGGCGAAGACAGUGAUGAUGACAGUGAUGAACAAGUACCCGAUAGUGAAGAUGAUCCAAAACCGAAUCCGACCCACUUAAAGGCAAAAGAACACCGUCUGACUCACCUUCCUCUUCUCCCAUUGCAGAUGAGUCAGAGUCAGGUCCAUAUAAUUGAUCGAGAAAAUCAUCAGCAUCUAUGA
This is a messenger RNA of Papaver somniferum (opium poppy), 2082 nucleotides long. RefSeq lists its product as uncharacterized. Lineage: Eukaryota; Viridiplantae; Streptophyta; Magnoliopsida; Ranunculales; Papaveraceae. The transcript has 3 exons. Bases 1 to 2082 code for a protein of 693 amino acids. The record is from RefSeq and is a predicted model, not a curated record.